Spea bombifrons (plains spadefoot toad) is the source of this 2767-nucleotide messenger RNA. It is a transcript of the gene GALNT9, whose product is annotated as polypeptide N-acetylgalactosaminyltransferase 9. Gene Ontology annotation, cellular component: Golgi apparatus. The record is from RefSeq and is a predicted model, not a curated record. Bases 502 to 2316 code for a protein of 604 amino acids. The transcript has 11 exons. Lineage: Eukaryota; Metazoa; Chordata; Amphibia; Anura; Pelobatidae.
AACACACUGCAUCUAUUCUGUUACAAGAAGAGACGGGGAGAUCGGUGAUUGACAAUCGUUCUAUACACGGGAACGAGUCUCGGAAGGUGGUGCUGAAAGGGACAGCUCCCUGAUCUGCCCGGCUCUGAAGCAGCACAGAUCCGCUGGAGCGCUAGGGAAGGAGCGUGGUGCUGAAAGAACAUCUCCCGUUCACAAAGGGCUGAAGGACUGAUCCAGAACAGCCUUCAUCGCUGGACUAUGACCACGUUCUAACCAUCACCCAUUAGAUAUGCUUUUAGGCAAAUGCCUCUUUCACCUUCCGUGGCUGAUGUUUAUUGUGCUGACGCCUGUUUCCAGUAACUCUGAAUGGCAGUGGAGCUAGAGGGUCAUCUCCCAAUGCCUUCAUUCCUAUUGUCUUCUUCUGUUUGGUCCUUGCAGUAGGUGCCGCUCUGUGCUUGUUCUGCUUGGUGUAAAUGCUUGACUUCAGUUGGGAUGCCCUGAUGCUGGGUCUCCACAGAUUUCAUGGCGGUGGCACGGAAAAUCAAAACUUUGCUGACUGUGAACAUACUGGUGUUCGUGGGGAUCAUCUUGUUUUCGGUAUACUGCAGGAUCCAGGACAGGUCCCAGGAGCUGGUGCAGAUUGUAAGAAGUUCUGAUCGCAGGGUGAGGAGCAGAAACACCAAAGUGGGGGCCUUGGUGGAUCGGGAGUCCAUUCUGCAGAGACUUGACCACCUUGAAGAAGUAGUUUAUAACCAACUAAAUGGAUUAGCUAAACCGAUGGGGCUUGUGGAAGGUCCAGGAGGGAUUGGACAAGGAGGAAUGGCUGCAACCUUGAGAGAUGACAGCCAUGAAUCAGAGACUAAAUAUGAAGAAUAUGGUUAUAAUGCACAGCUCAGUGACAGGAUCUCUUUGGACAGGUCGAUUCCUGACUAUCGACCUAAAAAAUGCAAACAGAUGAGCUACCCAGACAACUUGCCACAGAUUGCAGUGGUCUUUAUCUUUGUGAAUGAAGCUUUGUCUGUUAUCCUACGGUCUGUCCAUAGUGUGGUCAACCAUACCCCUUCUCAUCUGCUGAAGGAAAUCGUACUGGUGGACGAUAAUAGUGAUAAUGUUGAACUGAAAUUUAACUUGGACCAGUACGUUAAUAAAAGGUAUCCAGGGUUGGUGAAAAUUGUACGUAAUACAAGACGGGAAGGAUUGAUUCGCGCUCGGAUUCAGGGGUGGAAGGCGGCUAGUGCUCCAAUUGUUGGAUUUUUUGAUGCCCAUGUGGAAUUCAACACUGGCUGGGCUGAGCCAGUAAUAACACGAAUCAAGGAAGACCGCAAACGAGUAAUUUUACCCGCAAUUGACAAUAUAAAGUACAAUACUUUUGAAGUACAACAGUACGCCAAUGCUGCUCAUGGCUAUAACUGGGGCUUAUGGUGCAUGUAUAUCACCCCACCUCAGGAUUGGCUUGAAAAAGGAGAUGAAUCGGCGCCUAUCAGGACUCCAGCCAUGAUCGGCUGCUCUUUUGUGGUGGAUAGAGCAUAUUUUGGAGACAUUGGACUUCUAGAUCCCGGCAUGGAAGUGUACGGGGGAGAAAAUAUUGAACUGGGCAUGAGAGUAUGGCAGUGUGGUGGAAGCAUGGAAGUCUUACCUUGCUCCCGAGUUGCCCACAUUGAACGCACAAAGAAGCCUUAUAAUAAUGACAUUGACUACUAUGCAAAACGCAAUGCCCUGCGAGCCGCUGAGGUGUGGAUGGAUGAGUUCAAGUCCCACGUCUACAUGGCAUGGAAUAUACCCAUGACAAACCCUGGAGUGGACUUUGGUGAUGUCUCAGAAAGGUUGGCUCUUCGACAAAAACUACAAUGUCGUAGCUUUAAAUGGUACUUGGAGAAUGUGUAUCCAGAGAUGAGAGUGUACAAUAACACAAUAACCUAUGGAGAGCUUCGAAACAGCAAAGCAACUGGUUACUGUUUAGAUCAAGGAUCAGAAGAUGACAACAAAGCCAUUCUGUACCCCUGUCACGGCAUGUCCUCACAGCUGGUACGUUAUAGCAUGGAAGGCCUGCUGCAACUUGGCCCCCUGGGUUCCACAGCCUUUUUACCUGAUACAAAGUGUCUGAUUGACGAUGGCAAAGGAAGAACUCCAACCCUAAGGAAGUGCGAUGACAUUCCAAGGCCUACUCAGAAGCUCUGGGAUUUCACACAGAACAGCCCCAUUGUAAGCCGAGACACUGGUCGCUGCCUGGAAGUAGAGAUGUCCAAGGAUGCUAAUUUUGGACUACGGCUGGUAGUGCAAAGAUGCUCAGGGCAGAAAUGGAUAAUAAGAAACUGGAUAAAACAUGGUCGAAAUUGAUGCUUAUUCCCACUUAGACACAACAUAUACAAAAAGUGAUGCCUUCUUGGAUCAGUGUGGCAAUAGAGGACAUAUAGUAUUUGCGGACCUCUGGACAAAGCAUGAUAAUGGACCCUUCACCAAGUACGCUGGUUGCAAUGGAUCUUCUAUGGAAAGUCUAUCAAAAAUACUGAAGGUUUCGAAAACAUUGAAGUGUAUUAUAAGUUUAAAGAAUGACAUGGGUGAAAUAAUUACUUUUCUGCUGGUACACUUCAUGUUACAGACUGGUGCACAACUCCUACAAUGAAUUAUCAUGUGCCUUUUUAUUGUACUUCCUAUACAAGAAAACAAAGCAUCCCUCCCAUCAGCAUGUAUGAUUAUUUGUGCUAAUUAAUAUGUAAAUAUAAUGCAGAUGUAAAUUAGCAAUAAUCACCAAUGGGCUAGGCAAAAGCUAAUACUCUACAUUGUUUUU